AUGGCCGCCAUGACGGCCGCGCCGCCGUCCCACAUCGACAGCGACGAUCUCCUGGACAACUCCGGGGACGCCGCCAGCGCCUUCUUCGAGGGGGCCGGGCUCCACGGGCAGGAGACGCCGGGGAACCCCCUGAGCGCCGAGCCCAGCCAGCCGGCGGCCAGCGUGGACCUGGACUUCCUGGAGGAUGACAUCCUGGGCUCGCCGGCGGGCGCGGGCGCGGGCGCCGAGCAGCCGUGCGACAUCCUCCAGCAGAGCCUGCAGGAGGCCAACAUCACCGAGCAGACGCUGGAGGCCGAGGCCGAGCUGGACCUGGGCUCCUUCCAGCUGCCGGCGCUGCAGCCGGUGGUGCAGGCGGCCGACGGUGCGCCGCAGAUCUUCUCGGGCGGCGCCGCCGACCUGCUGGGGCUGCAGCCGCCGGCCGUGCUGGCGCCGCAGGCGUUGGUGCAGCCGCCCGACGUGGUCAACAAGGCCAUCAGCGUGCAGCCCUUCCUGCAGCAGGUGGGGCUGGGCAACGUCACCAUCCAGCCGCUGCCCAACCUGCCCGGCCUGCCCAACGGCAGCCCCGGCGGCGCGCUGGGGCUGGGCCCCAUCCAGGUGGUGGGCCAGCAGGUGAUGGCCAUCAACCAGCCGGCCGCGCCGCAGCUGCUGGCCAAGCCGGCGCCGGUGGCGGCCGUGGGCGGCUACAUCGCCCAGCCGGAGGCGGCGGCGGCGCCGGGGGCGGGCCUGGUGAUCCAGAAGAGCCUCCCGGCCGUGGCCACCACCACGCUGAACGGCAGCUCGGUGUUCGGCGGCGUGUCGGCGGCGUCGGCGCAGCCGCUCACCGUCACCUCGGGGCUGGGCGGCUCCUUGGUGCCGGCGCCCAACGUCAUCAUCCACCGCACGCCCACGCCCAUCCAGCCCAAGCCGGCCGGCGUGCUGCAGCAGAAGCUCUACCAGAUCACGCCGAAACCCUUCGCCGGCGCCGCCGCCGCGCUGGCGCUGCCCGGCGAGGCGCCGGCCAAGGCGCAGCAGAACCUGACCUUCAUGGCCGGCAAAGCCGCGCCCAACGUGGUGCUGCAGGGCUUCCCCCCCGGCGUCUUCAAGCCGCCGCCGCCGCAGCCGCCGGCGCUGGGCAAGUCCAUGAGCGUGCACGUGCUCAACCAGGGCGGCUCCAUCGUCAUCCCGGCGCAGCCCUUCCAGGGCCAGAACCAGUUCCUGCUGCCGGGCCAGCUGGCCGGCGCCUCGGCCGUGCCGCUGCCGCAGCCGCUCUCGGCGCUGCCGGCCAACGUGGGCCUCCAUUGGCUCCACGGGCAGGAGACGCCGGGGAACCCCCUGAGCGCCGAGCCCAGCCAGCCGGCGGCCAGCGUGGACCUGGACUUCCUGGAGGAUGACAUCCUGGGCUCGCCGGCGGGCGCGGGCGCGGGCGCCGAGCAGCCGUGCGACAUCCUCCAGCAGAGCCUGCAGGAGGCCAACAUCACCGAGCAGACGCUGGAGGCCGAGGCCGAGCUGGACCUGGGCUCCUUCCAGCUGCCGGCGCUGCAGCCGGUGGUGCAGGCGGCCGACGGUGCGCCGCAGAUCUUCUCGGGCGGCGCCGCCGACCUGCUGGGGCUGCAGCCGCCGGCCGUGCUGGCGCCGCAGGCGUUGGUGCAGCCGCCCGACGUGGUCAACAAGGCCAUCAGCGUGCAGCCCUUCCUGCAGCAGGUGGGGCUGGGCAACGUCACCAUCCAGCCGCUGCCCAACCUGCCCGGCCUGCCCAACGGCAGCCCCGGCGGCGCGCUGGGGCUGGGCCCCAUCCAGGUGGUGGGCCAGCAGGUGAUGGCCAUCAACCAGCCGGCCGCGCCGCAGCUGCUGGCCAAGCCGGCGCCGGUGGCGGCCGUGGGCGGCUACAUCGCCCAGCCGGAGGCGGCGGCGGCGCCGGGGGCGGGCCUGGUGAUCCAGAAGAGCCUCCCGGCCGUGGCCACCACCACGCUGAACGGCAGCUCGGUGUUCGGCGGCGUGUCGGCGGCGUCGGCGCAGCCGCUCACCGUCACCUCGGGGCUGGGCGGCUCCUUGGUGCCGGCGCCCAACGUCAUCAUCCACCGCACGCCCACGCCCAUCCAGCCCAAGCCGGCCGGCGUGCUGCAGCAGAAGCUCUACCAGAUCACGCCGAAACCCUUCGCCGGCGCCGCCGGCGCCGCCGCGCUGGCGCUGCCCGGCGAGGCGCCGGCCAAGGCGCAGCAGAACCUGACCUUCAUGGCCGGCAAAGCCGCGCCCAACGUGGUGCUGCAGGGCUUCCCCCCCGGCGUCUUCAAGCCGCCGCCGCCGCAGCCGCCGGCGCUGGGCAAGUCCAUGAGCGUGCACGUGCUCAACCAGGGCGGCUCCAUCGUCAUCCCGGCGCAGCCCUUCCAGGGCCAGAACCAGUUCCUGCUGCCGGGCCAGCUGGCCGGCGCCUCGGCCGUGCCGCUGCCGCAGCCGCUCUCGGCGCUGCCGGCCAACGUGGGCGUGAAAAGGGCUGCAGGCAAGAUCCCCCCCAAAAAACGCAAGAUUUGGGUUUUUGGGGUCUCCCCAGCCGGGAGUUCCCGUUUCCCCCCGCUUUGUGCGCCUUCCUCCCGCACUAACCGAGCUCUUCCUCUGCUUCUGUUGCAGCCCAAGGUGCCGGGAGCGUCCCCGGGGGAGCCGCCGCCCCCCGGCCCCUCCCAGCUGCCCCAAAUCCCGCCGAUUUCGUCCCAAAUCCCGUCCCGCCCCCCCUCGCAGCCGCAGCCGCUCUCGCGCCCCCCGUCGCAGCCGCGGCCGCCCUCGGAGCCCUUCCCGGGCUCCUUCCCGGAGCCCCCCGAGCCCUCCCAGUCCUCCCAGUCCUCCCAGUUCCCGCUGCCGCUGGGGGGGCUGAAGGCGCCGGCGCUGCUGCCCCCGGAGCACCCGCGGAGCUUCGCGCUCGUCCCGGCGCCCUUCGCGGGCCCGCCCAAGGGCGGCGCCGAGCGCUUCCAGCAGGUAACGCCCGGGAAAUCCCCAAAAUCCCGAAUAUUCCGAGUGAUUCCGGCAGGUGCCGCCGUCGCCGUCCCGGCCGAGUCGAAGCCGUUCUCGGGCUCCGCCGCCCCCGGGGCCGCCCCCGGUGCCAAUCCCGGUGCCACCUCCGGAGCCAAUCCCGGUGUCACCCCCGGUGUCACCCCCGGAGCCACCCCCGGUGCCGCCCCCGGGGCCGUUCCCGGGGCCGUUCCCGGCGGGAAAGCGGCUCCGGCUCCGGGGAAACCGGGAGCGCCCAUCCCCCCCGCGCAGCCCGCCCAGGCGAAGCCGCCCGGGCUCAAGGGCCCCCCCCAGCCCUCGGGGGGCGGGAAAGGCCCCCAGGCCCCGCCCACGUUUCCGUCGGGACUUGCCCGAACCCGCGCGUUUCUGCCCCGUUGCAGCCUCCUGGAGCAGCUGCACAAGCACCAGGGCGCGGUGCUGCACCCGGAGCUGCGCAGCCCCUUCCGCUCGCUGGGCGACGCGCUGCGGCGCCUGCUGCCCUACCACGUCUACCAGGGCGUGCUGCCCGGCGAGAGCGAGUGCCAGCGCGUGGACGAGGAGUUCGAGGCGGUGUCGGAGCAGCUCCUGCGCCGCACGCGGGCCAUGCUCAACAAGUACCGGCUGCUGCUGCUCGAGGAGUCGCGGGUGAGCUGCGGGACGUGGGGCGGGAAGCGGCGGCGCGCCGAGGCCGAGGUGGACAAGGCGUCGUUCAGCAGCGACAGCCCCCAGGACGAUUCGCUGAGCGAGCACCUGCAGAGCGCCAUCGACAGCAUCCUCAACCUGCAGCAGCCCCGCGGCGCGCCGGCACCGGCGCCGGCACCGGGCAGCGCCGGCGCGGCCUUCCCCGGGAUCGGGAUCUGA
This is a messenger RNA of Passer montanus (Eurasian tree sparrow), 3819 nucleotides long. RefSeq names its product BRD4-interacting chromatin-remodeling complex-associated protein-like. The coding region runs from base 1 to 3819 and encodes 1272 amino acids. Lineage: Eukaryota; Metazoa; Chordata; Aves; Passeriformes; Passeridae. Gene Ontology annotation, biological process: positive regulation of DNA-templated transcription. The transcript is spliced from 12 exons. The record is from RefSeq and is a predicted model, not a curated record. Gene Ontology annotation, cellular component: SWI/SNF complex.